Molecule: messenger RNA, 1131 nt
Organism: Talaromyces marneffei
Lineage: Eukaryota; Fungi; Ascomycota; Eurotiomycetes; Eurotiales; Trichocomaceae
Exons: 4
Coding region: 1-1131 (376 amino acids)
Biological process (GO): aromatic amino acid biosynthetic process
Cellular component (GO): cytoplasm
Molecular function (GO): 3-deoxy-7-phosphoheptulonate synthase activity
Source: RefSeq, a predicted model, not a curated record
AUGGAAUCUGCUCCGUUCUUCAUAGAUAAUCCCAACCUGGGAAAUGCCAAUAGCUUGGAAGACCACCGAAUCCGUGGUUACAACCCCCUCACACCUCCCAAUCUCCUUCAACAUGAGAUUGCUCUCACCGAAAAAUCCAGAAAGACCGUUCUUCAAGGCCGAAAAGAGGCCGCUGACGUCGUCAAGGGCACCGACCCGCUGAACCGUUUGCUCGUAAUCAUCGGUCCUUGCUCGAUCCACGACCCCGACAUGGCCCUGGAAUACUGCGAUCGCCUGCUCAAACUCAAAGAAAAAUACCAAGAUACUCUCCUCAUCGUCAUGCGCUCUUACCUCGAAAAGCCCCGCACCACCGUCGGCUGGAAGGGAUUGAUCAACGAUCCGGAUAUCGACGGCAGUUUCAAAAUCAAUAAGGGACUACGUCUGUCCCGACAACUCUUCGUCGAUUUGACUAACAAGGGCAUGCCUAUCGCUAGUGAGAUGCUGGAUACGAUCUCCCCACAGUACACCGCCGACUGCUUGUCGCUCGGAGCCGUCGGUGCUCGUACCACUGAAUCUCAAGUCCACCGAGAACUCGCGUCAGGACUGUCUUUCCCCGUCGGAUUCAAGAACGGCACCGACGGUACGCUAGGCGUCGCGAUUGAUGCCAUUGGCGCCGUCAGACAUCCUCACCACUUCUUGUCUGUGACGAAACCUGGUGUCGUCGCUAUUGUGGGCACAGAUGGUAACGACGACUGCUUCGUGAUUCUUCGAGGUGGUACCAAGGGAACAAACUAUGAUGCUCAGAGUAUUGCUGAGGCGAAGGAGAACCUUAUCAAGAAGGGAUUGACGCCACGUCUGAUGGUGGAUUGCUCACAUGGUAACUCUUUGAAGAAUCACAAGAACCAGCCCAAGGUGGCCGCGGUUCUCGCUGAGCAGAUUGCUGCGGGCGAGACUGCUAUUAUGGGAGUCAUGAUUGAGAGUAACAUCAAUGAGGGUAAUCAAAAGGUUCCUCCAGAGGGCAAGUCCGGCUUGAAGUACGGCGUCAGUAUCACCGACGCGUGUAUCAACUGGGAAGAUACCGAGUUGGUUCUCGAGAACCUGGCGCAAGCCGUUCACAAGCGUCAGAAAGGCGCUGCUGCCAAUGGUAACUAA